Molecule: messenger RNA, 1428 nt
Organism: Selaginella moellendorffii
Lineage: Eukaryota; Viridiplantae; Streptophyta; Lycopodiopsida; Selaginellales; Selaginellaceae
Product: protein SMG9
Exons: 9
Coding region: 81-1259 (392 amino acids)
Biological process (GO): nuclear-transcribed mRNA catabolic process, nonsense-mediated decay
Source: RefSeq, a predicted model, not a curated record
UACGUGUUUACACGUGGCCGUAUCGUUAUUGGCCACGUCACUCUCCAACAUUUUAGGGUUUAUGUGAGGGCUUGGUUUGAAUGGGCAGCAGCGGGCCGCCUGGAGGAGGAGCAUGGCCCAAGAUUCUUCUGGCAAAGCCGGCGGCGCAUCCCUCUGGCGGUGGCGCUGGCGCCAGCGGCGUUCCCUCCGGCGUUGUGAAGCUAAUGCGCGACGAGGAGAGCGCCGCCAGGUCGAGAUUGUAUCAGGGAUCGCUCAAUCUCAUCACGGAUGCUUGGGAAUUUUCGGCCGAUCGUCUCCUCCCUUUGAUGUCCGAUAACACCGAUUUUACUGUCGUUGGAGUUCUGGGACUUCCUGGAGUAGGAAAAUCGACCAUUUUGAAUGAGCUCUAUGGAUUCGACUCGGUAGCGUCAGGGGUGCUUCCACCGUUUCCAGUUCAAACAGAGGAGACACGAGCACAAGCAAGACAUUGCUCUACUGGUAUGGAACUUAGAGUUUCAUCAGAAAGGCUCAUUCUUCUCGACACACAGCCAAUAUAUAGUUCUAGCGUACUGAUGGAUCUAACGCUCCCUGAUGGCUCUUCCAGUCUCCAACUACUUAGCGGAGAAUCUAUAUCCGGAGAACUUGCUUACGAGUUGAUGGGACUGCAGCUAGGCGUGUUUUUAACGGCGGUUUGUCAUGUGGUUCUACUCGUUACGGACGGAAAAAACGAUACGACUCUUUGGAAGAUGCUGCAAACGAUUGAAAUGCUGAGACAGGGUAUUCCUGAUCCAUCCACUGUAGGUUCUGGAGGACAAUUAUCAACCUCAACCGAGGACAUUCCGCAAGAAACUAACUCUGAGUUCUUUGCUGACACAAUCUUCGUACAUACCAAAUUGCGGGAGAGUGAUCUUGACUUUAACAGCAUUGAAAAAUUCAAGGCUGCUCUUUCUGAGUAUUUCAAGUCAAGUUUCAGAAGGAAUGGCCUUCCUCAAACUGAAGCCACGGAAAAUACUGACAACGCGCUUAGAAUGGAAACUACGAAUGUUUUUGUGCUCCCUCGAGCACAGGACGAGAGUUCAAAGAAGUUCAAAAGUUCCUCGCUGAUGUUGCGACAACUUCGAGAUCAGAUUUUGUCCAUGCCGCGACGAUCAUUUCCGAAACCACUGAACGAGCGAGACUGGCUGAGAAAUGCUUCUCGAGUCUGGGACCUAGUAAAGAAGUCGCCUGUCAUUUCGGAUUAUGGUAAACUGCUGCAAAACUCCGGCUUAUUCCGGCGUUGAUGUACGGUUUGCUUCAGCGGUCUAUCUCCCUCUAGAAGUACCUCGUGUUACCGCAGGGAUGGAAUGGCUGGUACACACUCGCGUAAGCUUUGUUUCAGGGGUUUUGGAAUUAUGCGUACUUGGAAAGUCUUAUAGAUUUCUGGAAGGAAAUGUUUUAUCCCUUUCUGCC